CUUUCUCUCAGUUCCUCAGAAUUUUCCUCACCCUUGUACAUUCCCUUUACCUACCUCAUAAAAAUUUCGAAAUAAUGGCAAUUCCAUUAUCCCUCUUUCUACUGUUCUUGCCUCUCCUGGCUCCCACCUUCAUUUUCUCCUCACCAGUUCAAGACCCUGAGCAAGUAGUACAGCAAGUAAAUGAGAGCGUCAGGAAUGCUACUAUAGCUAGGAGGAACCUUGGGUAUCUCUCAUGUGGAACCGGCAACCCUAUUGAUGACUGCUGGCGGUGCGACCCUCGCUGGGAAAAGAACCGUCAGAGGCUAGCCGAUUGUGCCAUUGGGUUCGGGAAGCAUGCCAUUGGUGGCAGGGAUGGCAAAAUCUAUGUGGUCACGGACUCCAGUGACCGUGACCCCGUCAACCCAAAACCUGGCACUCUUAGGCAUGCGGUUAUCCAAGACGAACCUUUGUGGAUCAUUUUUGCUAGUGACAUGGUGAUCAAAUUGAAGGAAGAAUUGCUGAUGAACUCGUUCAAGACCAUCGACGGCCGAGGCGCCAAUGUUCACAUCGCCGGCGGGCCAUGCAUUACUAUACAGUACGUGACCAACAUCAUAAUCCACGGGAUUAACAUACAUGAUUGCAAGAGAGGAGGGAAUGCUUAUGUGAGGGACUCUCCCAGCCACUACGGUUGGAGGACUAUAUCCGACGGUGAUGGGGUGUCUAUUUUUGGAGGGAGCCACGUUUGGGUGGACCAUUGUUCUCUGUCUAAUUGCAAUGAUGGGCUGAUAGAUGCCAUUCAUGGAUCCACGGCCAUCACAAUUUCUAACAGUUACUUGACCCAUCAUAAUAAGGUCAUGCUCUUGGGACACAGCGACUCCUAUAAACAGGACAAGAACAUGCAAGUCACCAUUGCCUUCAACCAUUUUGGAGAAGGGCUUGUGCAAAGAAUGCCGAGAUGCAGACAUGGAUAUUUUCACGUGGUGAACAAUGAUUACACCCAUUGGGAUAUGUAUGCAAUCGGCGGCAGUGCUAACCCUACAAUCAACAGCCAGGGCAAUAGAUUCCUUGCACCAAAUAACGAAUACAACAAAGAGGUUACUAAACACGAAGAUGCGCCGCAAAGUCAAUGGAAGCAUUGGAAUUGGAGGUCCGAAGGGGAUUUGAUGUUGAAUGGAGCCUUCUUCACACCAUCUGGCACUGGAGCCUCUUCGAGUUAUGCGAAGGCCUCGAGCUUGGGUGCGAGACCCUCCUCACUGGUCGGCUCGCUCACAGCCGGGGCGGGUUCACUGGUUUGCAAGGAGGGCUCGCGUUGCUAGGCAUGCGACACCCAUGGUCUGCUAAUAGCAAUAAAUUAAAUACUAAAGAGAAAAAUUGAAACAUGAGAAGAAAAUGGAAGAACAAUAAGGCCAAACUGUAAUUAAAAGCCUCAGUAUCCAUGUUUCUGUAUAUUGGUAAUUUUUGUGUGUCUUGACUUGGAUGUAUACAACUGCAAAGCUUUGAUCAGUCUCUUUCUGUAAAGGCUCAUGAUCAGCUGACAGCAACAAGAGCAGCAAUAGUGUAAUUUAAUCGAUGAAAUGAGUCAUCAUUAUUCUACAUCAAAA
Molecule: messenger RNA, 1580 nt
Organism: Theobroma cacao (cacao)
Lineage: Eukaryota; Viridiplantae; Streptophyta; Magnoliopsida; Malvales; Malvaceae
Product: Pectate lyase family protein
Molecular function (GO): pectate lyase activity
Source: RefSeq, a predicted model, not a curated record